AUGGCGGUCGACAAGACUACGUUCGCUCUCGCAAGAAUGCUCAGCAGCGAGCUCGUCACCCUCCAGUCGGCCAAGACGGCCGUCUUCUGGUACCUCAUCUUGCGCAACUUCGUCCGCGCCGUGCGACACCUGCGCGCUCGCGGCCUCCUCACGGCCGCCCGCGAGGCCUACCUCGUCCUCGUGCGCAAGGGCUUCGCGUGCAUGCUCCUCCUGCCCUCGGUCCGCAACAAGGUCCAGGGCGAGCUCGACCAGGUCACCCUCGACCUCGCCAGCAAGCUCGCGCCCAAGUUCCCCGACGCCCCGACCUACACCGCUCUCCCCGACAAGGGCCUCACCGCCGCCGACGUCUCGGCUGCACUCGCCAAGCUGAGCGACCUCCCGAGGACCGAGUGGGAGGGCGGACGCGUCUCGGGUGCAGUGUAUCACGGCGGCAAGGACAUGGGCGACAUCUGGCGAGACGCCUUCUCUCGGUUCGAGGUGUCGAACCCGCUUCAUGCCGACGUCUUCCCCGGUGUGCGCAAGAUGGACUCGGAGGUCGUCUCAAUGUGUCUGUCGAUGUAUCGCGCGCCCCUGCCGGCGUCCGUCAUCGACGACGGCGGCGCCGGCACGACCACGAGCGGCGGCACCGAGAGCAUCCUCAUGGCGUGCAAGGCGUACCGCGACCGUGCGAGGGCAGAGUUUGGCAUCACCGAGCCCGAGAUGAUCGUGCCAGUUUCAGUUCACGCCGCGUUCGGCAAGGCGGCCAUGUACUUUGGCAUCAAGAUUCACCACAUCCCGGUCGACAAGAAGACGCGCCAGGUCCAGAUCGCCAAGGUCCGUCGCGCCAUCAACGCCAACACGAUCCUGCUCGUCGGCUCGGCGCCCAACUUCCCCGACGGCGCCAUCGACGACAUCAGCGCCCUGUCGGACCUCGCCGUCAAGUACCGCCUCGGCCUGCACGUCGACUGCUGCCUCGGCUCGUUCCUCGUCCCGUUCCUCGAGCGUGCCGGGUACCCGACCGUGCCGUUCGACUUUCGCGUCCCGGGCGUCACGUCCAUCUCGUGUGACACGCACAAGUACGGCUUCAGCCCCAAGGGUUCGAGCUGCAUCAUGUACCGGUCCAAGUCGAUCCGCAAGUACGCCUACUCGGUCACGACGACCUGGCCCGGCGGCGUGUACGCGACGCCGUCCAUGUCGGGCUCUCGCCCGGGCGCCCUCAUCGCCGGCGCGUGGGCGUCGCUCGUCCACAUGGGCAUCGACGGCUACACGCAGUCGUGCCGCGAGAUCGUCGGCGCCGCCAAGCGCAUCGCCGACGGCGUCCGCAAGGACUUUGCCGGCGACUUGUACGUCCUCGGCGACCCGCUCGUGAGCGUUGUGGCGUUCGGGAGCGUCACCGAGGGGCAGGGCAACGGCAAGGGGUGCGCGCCGAUCUACGAGGUCGGCGACCGCAUGAGCAAGAUGGGCUGGCACCUCAACGCCCUGCAGGACCCGCCGGCGCUCCACAUCGCCUGCACCCGCCUCACCGUGCCCGCCGUCGACGACUUUUUGCGCGACCUGCGCCUCGCCGUCGACGAGGUCAAGGCGCUCGAGGAGCCGGGCAAAGGCAGCAUGGUCAUGCUCUAUGGGCUCGGGACGGGCAGCGCGGUUGGCGGGCAGCUCAUCGGCGAGAUGGCGACUCGCUACAUGGACGUCCUGUACGCCUAGUUUGUGUAGCUCUCUGUCUCUCUCUCUCUCUUCUGUGCACCUGUAUUUCCUUCAGAUCCUG
Molecule: messenger RNA, 1744 nt
Organism: Rhodotorula graminis WP1
Lineage: Eukaryota; Fungi; Basidiomycota; Microbotryomycetes; Sporidiobolales; Sporidiobolaceae
Exons: 10
Coding region: 1-1683 (560 amino acids)
Biological process (GO): sphingolipid catabolic process; carboxylic acid metabolic process
Cellular component (GO): endoplasmic reticulum
Molecular function (GO): pyridoxal phosphate binding; sphinganine-1-phosphate aldolase activity
Source: RefSeq, a predicted model, not a curated record